This is a messenger RNA of Zychaea mexicana, 4620 nucleotides long. RefSeq names its product P-loop containing nucleoside triphosphate hydrolase protein. Gene Ontology annotation, cellular component: intracellular anatomical structure. The transcript is spliced from 20 exons. The record is from RefSeq and is a predicted model, not a curated record. Lineage: Eukaryota; Fungi; Mucoromycota; Mucoromycetes; Mucorales; Lichtheimiaceae. The coding region runs from base 1 to 4620 and encodes 1539 amino acids. Gene Ontology annotation, molecular function: RNA binding; ATP binding.
AUGCCCAAAAAGAAGAAAUCCACUUUCAAGAACUCUGUCAAUCGCGGUUUCGCUGUAAUUGGAGCUGCACCAGCGAAAAAGGCUACCUCUGACGAAAAUACCUCUGCCGAGACAACAGCGACAACAACGACAGCAGCAGCAACUCCAGAACAAGCACCCGUUGACGACGGCAAGAUCAUCGGUGAUUUCGGAGCAACAUUAGCACAGCAGCAGAAAAAUGUUCUACCAGCGUCUCAGCCAACAAAGUCUCUACCCAAAAAAUCAAAAACGACAACUUCACCUCCACUGGAACAGCCCGAGUCUGAAUCGGACAUGGUGCUACGUCUGGCGAAACGUUUUGGAUCGGUCAACGAUCGCAAAUCGGUCACCAUGGUUAAUGAGUUGUCACAGCCCGACAAAGAGGACGGCAAAGUGCGACCGUUUGCACUGACUGCAAACAUAGAAUAUGAUCUUUUGCAGGUGCUGAAGCACCAGGGCCGAUUGGAUACUUUUGCCGCAGCAAAACGUUUGGGCCGGAGAAAACCUCAUCCACUGGACCGGGACCGCUUCAUCGGUCAAAUGGAUGUUACUCACCGUACGCUUGUCAAAUUGGGUUUCGAAAACGAUGAUGUUGAUCAGGCGUUCAGGGCCACAGUAUCCUCGAACAUUGACGACCUAUUGGAUUGGCUCUGCGUUCAUUUGCCAUAUGAGAAAAUGCCUGUUGGAUUUUUCGAUAAAUAUUUCACAGAAGAAGGCUUGUCAAUUCGAGCUGACGUUGCCGCCGAUGAUAAGAAAGAAGGCGGGAAAACACGAGUGACGGAAGCACAGGCGCCUCAGAGCGACGUCAAGUUUAAAAGAGAAGAGAUCAAGGAAAAUACGGCAGAUGAUGAUUUCAAAUCUAGGAUAUUGCGGGCCGCUCAGGAGUAUUACGACGAUGAAGAGGAAGAAGAAGAUGUGAAUGAAAGAUAUGCAAAACAUAAAGUCGAACUAUCACAACUAGAAGACAAGAUAUCAUCGUCCUCCGGCAAAUCGAAAAAGAAAAAGAAAACCAAUCUCUCAGGAGAUAUCAGCAAUGUCAAAGAAACAGAAGCGAAGAUUGAUCAGCUGCGCAAACUUAUACGCGAUCUCGAAGCAAAUUAUGAAUUUGACAAGCGAAGAGCACAGGCUCUUUACUCAGAAGAGCAGAAAAAGGCCACAGAAGCACGUCGCGUAGAAAGUGAAAAGUUACGUCAGCAGCAACGAGAAGAAGAAGCUGCUAGAAUAGCCAAUGAAGAGGCGACACAGGAAGCUGCGGAUAUUGAUCCCUUGGACUUUGGUCCAGGAUUUGGAGGUGAUGAAGAUGGUGACGAUGAGGAAGGCGGUCUUUUUGGUGCAUUGAUGGGAGACGACGACAACAAUGUAGAACCAGUGACGACUGCAAAUACUGUCGUAUCAUACAACAUCAUUGAUACGGCAACUCCAAACUGGAAAGGUCGCUAUCCCAAAGAUAUGUUGGCAGAGUACUGCAGGCGCAAUGGUGAUCUGAAGCCAUCCUACACCAAAACUGAGAUUAAUCGGACCUGCUGGAGAGCCGCAGUCAAGCUCACACCUCCACAGAAACAAGACAAACCGACAAUUUUUGAACUGUCACCGGAUCUUGCGGCUGUUACAAAGGAAGGAGCAGAACAACUUGUUUCGACGACUUGCCUCUUUGAGCUGGAUGCCGACUCAGCUGUAUAUAAGAUUAUGCCGGUGGUAUUCAAGGACCUUUGGCUGGAAUGGCUUGAUGCAAAGAACAAACUGGAAGAAGAGCAACGCAUCGAAGCAGAUCGCAAGCGUAUGGAAUUAUUUGUUGAUUUGAUCAACGAAUCAUACGGUCGCGCAAAGACGCCAGGCAGUUUUGAUACCCAUGAAAAAGAAGAUCUGCCAAAUGAAGAUGAGGCUGGUGCUGCUGGUGGCUCGAAGAACAUGGUUACAAAACGGAAACAAACUUUUGCGCGAACCAAAAACAAUUUCCAAAAACGGUUGAAAACGGAGGAGUAUGUGAAAAUGAAGAAAAAACGCGAGGAACUGCCAAUGGCUAGCUACCGAGACAAAGUCUUGGAACUUGUAAACGGUCACCAAGUACUCAUAGUAUCUGGCGAAACUGGAUGUGGUAAGAGUACUCAGGUGCCCCAGUUUAUCGCCGAAUACCUGCUACAAGGCUCGAGUACUGCUGGAUCUGUCAUUUGUACCCAGCCACGAAGAAUUUCUGCUGUUUCUAUUGCCAAGAGAGUAUCCGUUGAAAUGGGCGACUGGCCCCGUUCUCUUGGAACAAAAAACGGCAUGGUUGGCUACCAGAUUCGAUUGGAGAGUAGGGUAGCAGACGAAAACGUUUUGGUCUUUUGUACAACGGGUAUUCUGUUGCGUCGACUCGAAAGUGACCGAACUUUGGAUGGUGUUACUCACGUCAUCGUCGACGAAGUUCAUGAACGCACACUUGAAAGCGAUUUCCUUCUCGUAAUAUUGAGGCGACUGUGCAGCAUCCGGCCGGAUUUGCGUAUUAUAUUGAUGAGUGCGACUGUAGAAGCACACAAGUUCUCAGAGUAUUUUGGCUACUGCCCUGUAAUUUCUGUUCCCGGUCGGACCUACCCUGUUCAGGUCCAAUACCUAGAAGAUGUAAUCGAAGCCACAGGAUAUACUUUGGAAGAAGACUCGCCAUUUGCCCUGAAACGACAACGUAUCAAACGAGAUCAAGGCAAUAUCGAUGUUACUGGCAAACAUGGCACAUCCCGUCGCGUACGAUUGGACUGGUUCGAAGAGGAUACGGACGAUGAGGAUCCAUACGAUCCAACAACCGUAGAGUCUAAACUGACAACUGUGAGUCGGUCCGACUCAUCGACAACGGCAACAGAAGAAAAGAAAAACGACGGAGAUGGAGAGAACGAAGAAGGAGAAGGCUGUGGCAGCGAACAAACGGUCAAGUACAGCAAACAAACACGAAAAAUGAUUCGACGUAUCGACGAAAAUCGUAUCAAUUAUGAUCUUAUCUUGGACCUACUGGAUUACAUUUGUAUUCGAAGUCGCGAACAAAAAACUGCAAUGAGCAAACAAGUGCCAGAGACCGGCGCUAUCCUGGUGUUUUUACCUGGUAUGCCUGAAAUCCGACGACUUUAUGAUCUCAUAUCUGCCCACCACGUACUCGGCGAUGCGAAGAAAUUUGUGUUGAUCGCUUUACACUCCACACUUUCUUCUGAGCACCAAGAAAAAGCGUUCGACGUUCCUCCAAAUGGUAUGCGCAAGAUUGUUUUGUCCACCAACAUUGCUGAAACCGGUGUAACAAUCAGUGAUGUCACGGUUGUCAUCGAUACGGGCAUGGCGAAAAUUGUUAGCUAUGAUAAGAAGAAGCGUAUCACUCGCCUGCGACAAAUGUUUGUUGCUAAAGCAAAUGCUCGACAAAGACGUGGUCGCGCUGGCCGUGUUCAGGAAGGUCUUUGUUUCCAUUUGUUCACGCAAAACAAGUUCUCAGAGAUGGCUGAUUACGAAACACCCGAGAUUAUGCGCUUGCCUCUUGAGGAGCUUUGUCUCCGUAUCAAAGUGUGUGAUUUGGGAUCCAUCAAAGACGUGCUCGAUAGCGCCCUUGAUGCACCCUCCAGAGAUUUGGUGGAUAACGCCAUCCAAACCUUACAAGAAGUGCAAGCAUUAUCCUUGGAUGAUACACAGACCUUGACAUCGCUCGGUGCUCAUUUAGCAAAUCUGCCUGUAGAUGUACAUAUCGGUAAAAUGAUCUUGUUUGGUGCUCUGUUCCGGUGCCUUGAUCCUGUCCUUACCAUUGCCGCUGCACUUAGUUUCAAGAGCCCGUUUGUCCGACCUUUUGGAAAAGAGACUGAAGCGGAUAUCGCUCGUGCAAAAUUCCGUUAUGCUGAUUCCGAUUUCUGGACGAUCUACAGAGCGUACGAUACCUGGCGUGGUCACCUUCAAAAGCUAUUGCAACAAAAAGCCGGCUGGCGCCGCAAGAUCCGUGAGUUUUGCGACAAGAAUUUCCUGAGCCAUGACAAUCUGGAGAUGAUUGAGGACAUGAAGCGCCAAUACCUUGGUUUGCUUAUCAGUAUUGGAUUUGUCAAGGCGGAUGACACGAGUGAUCUUAUCGACCAAUACGAAAUCAAACGACAGACCAAAUGGUGCAAGGUACCCUCGGCGUACAACGUUUAUGCAAGAUCAGUGCCUGUUGUCAAUGCAUCCAUCAUGUCCGGACUUUAUCCAAAAUUGGCAGAACGUGACAAUGAGGUGUUUUACAACAACAAAUUGAGCGGUAUGAAGAUUCAUCCAUCGUCGAUGCUUUUUGGACGACAGCGGAUGCUUUCAAGCGACUUUUUGGUGUACAACACCAUAGUCAUGAACGGCGAGCAAAUUUAUCUCUGGGAAGCCACCACAGUCGAUCCAGUGGCUGUCAUGCUGUUGGCAGCGGAUAUGGAAAUCAAGCACAAACAACGACGUGUAAUAUUGGACGGAUGGAUGAGAUUCGAGUGCUUUGCUCGUUCUGCUGCUCUGUUGAAGUUUUUACGUACAGAAUUGAACAACUGGCUAACUGCCAAGAUGCAUCGACCUGAACUCGAUUUGACCAGCUACUCUGAAGAAAUCAUGGAUGUUAUGGUGAAAACGCUCGAAAGCCAAGUGGAUUAA